Messenger RNA from Symbiodinium necroappetens, 2424 nucleotides. The record is from the annotation of a GenBank genome assembly. NCBI's taxonomy places the organism in Eukaryota, Dinophyceae, Suessiales, Symbiodiniaceae.
AUGCAAUCGUAUCACAAGCCGCCGUCGCAGGACGGCCCUGCCACGCCGCCGAUUGACCUCCCUGCGCUGCAGACUGCCGUCUGCCGCAACACCCCGGAGGCGCAACAGAUGCAAGCAUGCAUUGCCGUGCAGCUCCAGCAAGUGGAUACCACAAACCUGGUGAGUGUCCAUCGACACGUCAAUCGCAUUUUGCUUGAGGCGGCUGCCGCAGCUUUUCCGAAGCAGCCACCUGCUGACAAUCGUGUGAGUGCUCAGCCUGCCUUCCGAGUCACAGCAAGAUCUGUCUGGCAUAUGUAUCGCAACCUCAAGCAGCCUCGAGUUUGCACGCCGCGAGCAAUCUUCGAGAAGUGGAAGCUGGCUGCGGCUUUCGCCCGAGCCUCAAAGAUUCUUCGCAAGCAAAGCCAUUAUCUGAAGAAGCAGUUCUAUGAGUCUCAGGUGGACCAGGCUCGGACGGUUCUGUCUGGCCCAGAGCAAAUGCAGCGCAUCGUUGCGUACGGCAACGAAACUUUCGCUGCCAAGGACAUUGCGCAAGAACUACGCAAGCUCGGCGUCUCCAAGGCGGUGCCACGACACAUUGCACCAGCAGCUGUGUGGAAGCAGUGUUCACAGGACCUUGGUUGUAUCCUGAGCCAUGCCAUCUGUCACCACAUGCAACCAGGCACCACAGGUGAAUUGGAUGAAGACUGGAAGUCCAGCUACGUCGUAUGGAUCCCCAAACCAGGCAAGCCUCAAUUGGAUGUCACCUCCCUUCGGCCCAUCGGCCUCUCCAGUCCGGCUAGCAAAGCACUGGCAGGAAGCCUGCGACACCACCUGCUUCGCGGACUUGAACCCGCCCUACGCAUGACUCCUCAGUUUGCCUAUGCCAAGAGCAGGGGUACAGCGGAUGCUCUCCUUAGAGCCCACAUGCAUUUCGAGGCGGUCGCCCAGCUGGUGCAGGAUACCCAAUGCACCAGGAUGUCAUUACCAUCAUACAACAGCUCCACUACAGUACAGCAGGUGCUCACCCUCUUCGCCGACGACGUCUGGGGUGCCUGGGAGAUACGUAGUGCCCGAGACCUGGACCAAGCCAUCGCUGAUGUCUCCCUCGUUCUUGAAGCCCUUGAAACCUUGAGCAUGACAAUCAACUACAGUAAAACGGCAAUCCUGCUCAAAUUGGUGGGCAAGGACGCCCGACGCCUGAAGCAGAAACACACCUUCAUGAAGGCGGGCCAGCUUCACCUAAGGGUUAGCGUGCAUGGUCGUGAAUGCGGCAUUCCUAUCAAAGACCAGCAUGAGUACCUAGGCACCAUCGUGACCUACCGUCAUCGGCACCAGCGCAACAUGCAGCAUAGACUGAAAGCCUGCACCGUUAGGCAUGCCUGCCUGCCAGCUUUGCAAGCGGCAAUUCUGGAGGUGACAGCGAGGUGCGAGCACCUCUACCACCUGAUCAUGAUGCUAGGGCACGAUCCAGACUUUGCGCUCAACGAGGAGGCGGCGAUAUUCGCCAACUGUUGGCCGGAAGCUCCGGAGUUUCUCUUGAGUCCGUCAGCCUCUCUCAGUCCGGACCACCGCUCGCAGAAGCGCCCUCGUCCCAACCAGCAACCACACUGGCCAGGACGACAUCCAUCGAACUACCACGGACACCGAGGCCAACCAUUCGGCAGCAGCUCCUACGGACCUCAGCGACCCCCGCCUCAGCACGAUCCACUCCGGCUCUUAACUCGGGUUGUUCUCCAACAGGAGCAAACCAUCAGCCGGCUCAGACACGACAAGGCCUUCGUCUUGUUCAUGAAGCAGGGGGAGGACGGCACACUAGGAGCCUUGAUGAGCGUGGCCAAGGAAUGGAACAACAAGAAGUCCCAGGAGAACUCGACCAUCCGCUCACCGUUGCGCACAGUCCUCUUAUCGAGCAUGAUCGGGGCACUUCUCAAACUGGCUCAACAGGCCGUGGCCACCGAGGACAACAAGCAGAAGAUGGUGACCGCGGAGUGGCUCACGGCCAACUCCGAGUGGACUUACCGGGUAUGGAACCAUGCCGAGCGGAGACUGGUGGUCGACACCAACAAGACUCCCCUCCAGCAUGCGGAGGCCACCCGCAUCCUGACCUUCCUGUUCGAGCAUCUCACCGGGGAAGCGAUCCAGCGAUUCAACUCCACUGUGACUCUGCCCAAGCUGGAACAACAGGGGGCCAACAUCGCGACUUUCGCUCUCGAAGUGUCCCUCAGCGGCAAGGAAGCUGCGGAACUGUAUCACAGUUUCGAACGCCUGUGCGGCAGUGCCAUCAUGAACCUCAUCGGGGUUUCGAUGAAAAAAGAUACACUGCCGCAGACACCGGCGGCCAAACAGUUGGCGAAUCUCUUCUACCAGCACCGGCAACAGCUCGGCCCUCAGCCAUCAGCCCAGCUCCGCUACCAUCGAGAUUAUCACCUAUGCAUACCUAUGAAG